Messenger RNA from Striga asiatica, 1443 nucleotides. The record is from the annotation of a GenBank genome assembly. NCBI's taxonomy places the organism in Eukaryota, Viridiplantae, Streptophyta, Magnoliopsida, Lamiales, Orobanchaceae.
CUCAAAAUGGAAGACCACAACCGACCCGUCACAGGCUACCCCGCCUCCAACCCUCCCAAUCCGCCGCCCUCCGGCACCGCUUACCCCUACGCCGCCGCACCUCCACCGAACCCCUACUACGGCUACCCAAACAAUCCCUACCACCAGCCCCGCCGCUCCAUCUUUCUCCGCCGCGUCCUGGCCUUCGCUAUCGGCCUGAUUGUCGUCCUCGCCGCCAUCACCUUAAUCGUCUGGCUUGUCCUGCGCCCCCAGGUCCCCCAAUUCCGGGUCGACUCGUUCACCCUCUCCAAUCUCACUGUCAGCGAUAACUCCUUGGUCUCCUUCACCUCCCAAGUCCGCCUCACGGCCCGAAACCCCAACCGGAGGCUGACCCUCGCGUACGAUCGCUUGGACGCCGCCGUCUAUUACAGGUCGUGGUCGCUCGCGGACACCGUUCUGCCGCCGUUCUCGCUGGGCACGAAGAGCGAAACUCAAUUGACUGGAAAUUUCUCGUCUGUGGGGAAUUUCGUCGAGCGGGUGGCGGCAGACGGGAUGAACAGAGAAAGGGGGAGUAGAGGGAGCGUAGGGCUCAAUUUGAGGGUGCUUUCUAGGGUUAGGUUCAGGACAAAUUCAUGGAGGACUAGGGUUAGGCUCCUGAGGGUGUUCUGCGGGGAUUUGGAGGUUGGGGCUCCAAGCAACGGGAGGCAGGGGACUUUGACCGGUGGUCCAAGGCGGUGCAGGGUGGUGGUUUGAAAGGAAAGGUUGGUUGGCUUCAUGGAUGAAAGUUUAUGUGAAGUUCAUAGCUCGUUGUUGUAUAUACACAUUAUUGGUUAAACUUUUGUUCAUGUGCAGUUCAGGUUUUGGUACAAAGAAAACAAAUCACAAAAGGGGGUCAGUAUCACACACACACACACACACACUAUAGUACUAUACACACUCAUCCCCCUUAUAAAGCAAAGCACCUCUAAUAGGAGAAUUAUUUACGUCCAAAUCCAUCUACUUCAUAAAAACCACAAGUAAAGAAAAAGAUAAUACAUAUGCUCCACAAUCAUCAGCCAGUUUUCUAACAUGCUUUCGUAUUAUACUGUUACAUUCUGAAACACAGGUCACUGUAGCUAGUUAACGAGUUAGUCAUAGCGGUUUUUCGCCCGCUCUCAACACGUCCGAACAAGACCAUGAAAUGUGUCAUUAGAGUCACUGGAAACUGUGGGAUGUAACAGGAAUUGAGGUGACUUGAUCAAACUGUUGUGCCAUUAGGCUUUCAGCUGUAGUUUUGCCAGUUUUUGUUGUUUGCUCCAACAGACGAACUAGCGAGAUGAAUAUUUCCAUUCUUGUGACGUCUCUGUUGGCCUGUUCCAAAAUAGAAAAGAAAAGAAAAGAUAAAUCAGUGCUUGGCAAAGAAAAAAACACUUCUGCUUUUGAAAAUGAAUGCUAAUAGUUGGAUUAAUUAUGAGAAAGUAUUUG